Molecule: messenger RNA, 1513 nt
Organism: Camelina sativa (false flax)
Lineage: Eukaryota; Viridiplantae; Streptophyta; Magnoliopsida; Brassicales; Brassicaceae
Source: RefSeq, a predicted model, not a curated record
UCCCAAAACAACAAAACUUAUUUCUUGACACAACUUAAUACUUAAUGGAAGACGUUGAUUCAAUUUUCAUAAACACCAUUAAUCGUUCCUCGAGGUUUUCUCUCCCAAUAGAUGGCAUAUGCAUGUGUGUACUGUGUUAUUGUGUAUGUUGAAUUGACAUCGAUGUAUAUAUAUUUGUGAUGCAGGUGUAACGGUAAGAGUGGUACUGAAAAAUAUAAUGGAAAUGAUGAGAGAAGCGGUAGGUACCCUUUUGUGAAAGCUCUUAGUAUGAGUGGUGGAGAUGGAGAUAACAGUUACUCCACCAAUUCUCUUCUUCAGAGUUAUACGGAAGGUCAAACCGGUUUUGGUUAAGAACACACAAGGAAUGAUGAAAAACUUAAACUUUCCUAAUUACAUUAAAGUAGCUGAUUUGGGAUGUGCUACUGGACAAAACACGUUCUUGACGAUGUCCGAGAUCGUGAACACGAUCACUGUGUUAUGUCAACAAUGUAACCAAAAGCUACCGGAGAUUGAUUGUUGUCUUAAUGAUCUUCCAUGCAAUGAUUUCAACACGACAUUCAAGUUCAUAGCUUUUUUCAACAAGAUUGUCAAAAGCAAAGGUUUGUGCUUCGUCUCAGGUUCCUUCUACUCGAGGCUAUUUCCCAGCAAGAGCCUCCAUUUUGUACAUUCAUCUUACAGCCUCCAUUGGCUCUCUAAGGUUCCCAAAGGACUCGAGAAGGAUACCUCGUGUGUGUACAUAACAGCUUCAAGUCCUCCAAGUACAUACAAGGCUUAUUUGACUCAAUUUCAAAGUGACUUUACAACAUUUCUGAAAAUGCGUUCUGAGGAGAUGGUUUGGAAUGGACGCAUGGUUCUUACUUUCAUCGGCAGAGAAACUAUUGAUGAUCCUUUGCACAGGGAUUGUUGUCACUUUUGGACGUUGUUAUCCACUUCUCUGCGCGACCUAGUCAGUGAGGGUCUUGUGAGUGCAUCGAAGGUUGGUCCUUUCAACAUGCCGUUUUAUGAUCCGAGCAAAGAAGAAGCAAUCGAAAUGAUUCGAAAAGAAGGCUCCUUCGAGAUCAAUGACUUGGAGAUUCAUGGAUUUGAUCUUCACCAGAGUAACUACGACGAGGACUAUAAGUUACACUCACAGAAAUCUAAAGCAGGAGAAAAAGAGGCCAAAUGUAUAAGAGCGGUCAGUGAAUCGUUGCUUGUAGCUCACUUCGGAGUUGACGUUAUGGACACGUUGUUUAACAAGUUUGCAUAUCACGUAUCCCAACAUACUAGCUGCACGAACAAAACGACUGUUUCCCUAGUCGUUUCUUUGAUUCGAAAAUAAUUAUUCACUUUUAUAUUUCUUAUUCGAAUUUCAUUUAGAUAUAGAAACCAAGUAAAUGUUAUUUAUGUAAGUGGUCCGAUCAGCUCCAACAUCUUUACUUUGACCCAUAACGAAAUCACUCACCUACAAGAAGAAAAGAACAUAACUCUAGGGUAGAUGGGAAAUAAUUUCCUCAAUAAAUAGGACGUUCUCUAU